AUUGACCUAAGUUUAUCUGCUGUUGAGUUUAUAAAUACUGAUUGUAACAAUAAUCUUAGCAUUGAAUGAACGAGUAUUUUGUUAUUAGUGGAAUAGGUAGCUAUAUAAUUUAGUUGUCAAUUUAAUGUAAUAUUAAUAUUUAUAAAUUGAUAGUGACAUCAAGUGCACGAAAUAAUACAGUGACGAUGGUCAAGAUUAAGUUUGCAAUACUAUUUUUAACACCAGUGCUCUGUGUUAAGUUUUCUUGUAAUCACGAAAGUGCCGUAAAUACGUUCAAACGACCGACGUAUGAUUUCUCUGUUCGACUUUUGGACAGAGUGGCUCAAGAAACAGGAUAUCAUUUUGUGUUUUCACCGUUGUCAACAUGGCUGCAACUUAUGACUCUGGCGGAAGGAGCUAGAGGUCCUACCGAGAGAGAAAUCAGGAAAGUAACGAGAUAUCAUCGUAUGUUAUGUUUUAGGAGGAAAUAUAAAGAAGUUCUAAAUGGAAUGGACGAAGAAUUAGGUUUUAUGACUAAAAGGACGAACGUUAUCAUCAUUAACAAAUUGUUAAACGUUAAGAACUCUUUUCAAAACGAAAUACAAAAAUCUAAUUCAACUAAAAUAUUGUCAUUAAAUUUCAACGAACCUGAUGACGCAGCAGCAAAAGCCAACGAAAUUAUUCAGAUGGAUACGGAUGGUGUUAUUAAAGACAGCAUUCAAGCUGAAGAUUUUAAUAUGUCAGUUCUAUUGAUGACUGAAACAGCGUACUUCAAGAGUGACUGGAAAACAUCAUUUAACCCUGUUUAUACUUCAACAGAACCUUUCUUUUCAGAAGAGAAAGUACCCAUUGGGAAUGUUAGGUUGAUGUCACAAACUGGAUAUUUUAAUCUAACAACAUUGCCAUUAAUUAAUGCAAAAGUUAUAGAGCUGCCAUUCAAUACAAACGACAGAAUUUCGAUGCUCGUAUUGUUACCUACUAAGGGUAGUGUCCAAAAUUUAUUAUAUUAUUUAAAAGAUAUAAGAUUGAUGACUAUAUUUAACAAUUUCAAAAGAGAAGGAACUAAGCUUGCGACUGUUAGGAUACCUAGAUUCAAUAUAAAAACCGAGUUAGAGAAUAUUCCUGAAUUGAUGUAUGAUAUGGGAGUGAAACGAAUUUUUUAUCCAGAAUUAGCUGAUUUUGGGGGAAUUAGUGAUUUUAAAAUGCACACGUCAUUGAUAACACAAGUCGCUGAUAUAGAGGUAACUGAAAAAGGUGCAACUGCAGGUGCAGUCGCUGAAUUUUUGAUUGUAGGUAACAAUGAAGAAUUGAAAGCCGACAGGCCGUUUGUCUACCUCAUAGUCGAUAGGAAAACUGAUGUCAUAUUGUUUGGUGGAAUUUAUAGUACUCCGAAUAUUUAUUAAAAGUUCAAUUAAUGACAACA
Messenger RNA from Vanessa tameamea, 1402 nucleotides. It is a transcript of the gene serpin-14, whose product is annotated as ovalbumin-related protein X-like. Lineage: Eukaryota; Metazoa; Arthropoda; Insecta; Lepidoptera; Nymphalidae. Gene Ontology annotation, molecular function: serine-type endopeptidase inhibitor activity. The coding region runs from base 186 to 1382 and encodes 398 amino acids. The transcript has a single exon. The record is from RefSeq and is a predicted model, not a curated record.